AUGCCACCAAAGGGCAAGAAGAAAGACGCUGCCUCGGCUGCUACGAAGCCAGCCGCUGCCCAACCAGAGCAACAGCCGCCAAACUGGCCUCCCUUCAAACCUCUCAUCCCGCCUUCAGACCUAUCGCUGCAAGAAGUCGUACCAGCACAGAUCGUAACAGUGCCCAAUUUCUGGCCCUCUUCGCUCUGCAAAACUUACGUGUCUUUUCUCUCUUCGUUGCCUCUCAUUACUACUCCAGGGAAGCCAAAGAAAGGAGAAGCAGUGCGGGUAAAUGACCGCUUUCAGAUUCAAGAUCCAGUCUUCGCUAAGAGGCUCUGGGAAGAAACGGCGCUCAAGGAUAUCGUGCUCGGCAACGUCGAAUCUGAGGAUGGGCUGCGGAUGACUGAAGAGGAGAGAAGAAGUUUCUGGGGUGGUGAGGUCGUGGGACUAAACCCCAACAUUCGCAUUUAUCGCUAUUCAAAGGGACAGUUCUUCGAUCAACACUAUGAUGAUUUCAACAACGUCGUAAUUCCCGGAGAGAAAGACAUUCAGGCGAGGACAACCUGGACUCUGCUUCUCUAUCUGACCUCGCCGGCCACGGGAUGUAUUGGAGGUGAGACGGUCUUCUACCCUGAUCCGCCAAAGAAAGCGUCCAAGAAAGACCCGCCGCCAGACCCAAUCGCAGUAGGUCUGGAGGUUGGCAUGGCCUUACUCCAUAAGCAUGGAGCAGAUUGCAUGCUGCAUGAAGGAAGGGAGGUCCUGGAAGGGGAGAAGUGGGUCAUUCGCAGCGACUUGUGCGUUCGCAGGUAG
Messenger RNA from Lasiodiplodia theobromae, 789 nucleotides. RefSeq names its product Oxoglutarate/iron-dependent oxygenase. The coding region runs from base 1 to 789 and encodes 262 amino acids. Gene Ontology annotation, molecular function: procollagen-proline 4-dioxygenase activity; iron ion binding; L-ascorbic acid binding. The record is from RefSeq and is a predicted model, not a curated record. The transcript is spliced from 2 exons. Gene Ontology annotation, biological process: peptidyl-proline hydroxylation to 4-hydroxy-L-proline. Gene Ontology annotation, cellular component: endoplasmic reticulum. NCBI's taxonomy places the organism in Eukaryota, Fungi, Ascomycota, Dothideomycetes, Botryosphaeriales, Botryosphaeriaceae.